AUGUCGACACCAGACCCCCCCAUGGGAGGCACCCCGCGCCCAGGUCCUUCCCCUGGGCCGGGUCCCUCCCCUGGGGCUAUGCUGGGCCCCAGCCCCGGGCCUUCUCCAGGCUCCUCUCACAGUAUGAUGGGCCCCAGCCCUGGUCCUCCAUCCUCUGGACACUCACAACCAGGGCCCUCUGGAUACACCCAGGACAACAUGCACCCUCUGCACAAACCAAUGGAGGGCAUGCAUGAGAAGAGCAUGAGUGAGGAGAGCCGCUUCAGUCAGAUGAAGGGACUGUCUAUGAGACAGGGCGGACACAGUGGUAUGGGCCCCCCACCCAGUCCUCUGGACCAACACUCACAAGGGUACCACUCUCCAUUAGGUGGCUCCGACCACUCCAGCCCUGUCCCUUCAAAUGGCCCUCCCUCCGGUCCUCUUAUGCCAUCGUCCUCUUCUUCCUCAUCCUCCGGUGGCCCCGGCUCCGCCUCUGCACCUUUAGAUGGCCCCGGUGGAGAUCAGCACACACUGGGUCCUAAUAACCGCCCUGGUGGCCCAACUCCCUUCAACCAGAACCAACUCCACCAACUCAGAGCCCAGAUCAUGGCUUAUAAGAUGCUGGCUCGGGGACAGCCCCUGCCAGACCACCUUCAGAUGGCUGUCCAGGGGAAGAGGCCAAUGCCUGGGAUGCAGCAGCAGCAGCCCAUGCCCAGCCUGGCUCCUGGAGCUGGAGGUGGGCCAGGAGGUGGACCAGCAGGACCUGGGCCUGGGCCAAUGGGCUCAGGCUACAGCCGAGCUCAUGGUAUGAUGGGUCCCAACAUGCCCCCACCAGGCCCAUCAGGGACCCCAGCUGUGAUGCAGGGACAAAACCCAAAUGGGCCACCCAAGUCUUGGCCUGAAGGUCCCUUGGUAAAUGCAGCAGCUCCCUCAAAUGCACCCCAAAAGUUGAUCCCCCCUCAGCCCACUGGCCGGCCCUCUCCUGCUCCCCCUUCAGUUCCCCCCGCCGCCUCCCCAGUAAUGCCUCCACAGACGCAGUCCCCCGGCCAGCCAGCGCAGCCUACCCCCAUGAUGCCUUACCACGCCAAGCAAAACCGCAUUACCCCCAUACAGAAACCCUGCGGCCUCGACCCAGUGGAGAUACUGCAGGAGAGGGAGUACAGGUUACAGGCUCGUAUCACUCAUCGUAUUGCUGAACUGGAGAACCUGCCAGGUUCUCUUGCUGGUGAUUUACGUACCAAAGCUACUAUAGAGCUCAAAGCCCUUCGACUGCUUAACUUCCAGAGACAGCUGCGUCAAGAGGUGGUGGUGUGUAUGCGUCGUGACACAGCUCUAGAGACUGCCCUUGAUGCUAAGGCCUACAAGCGUAGCAAGCGUCAGUCUCUGCGAGAGGCCCGGAUCACAGAGAAACUGGAGAAACAGCAGAAGAUUGAGCAAGAGCGCAAACGCAGGCAGAAACAUCAGGAGUACCUCAACAGCAUCCUCCAGCACGCCAAAGACUUCAAAGAGUACCACCGUUCAAUUACAGGCAAAAUUCAGAAACUGACCAAAGCUGUGGCCACUUACCAUGCCAACACUGAACGAGAGCAGAAGAAGGAGAAUGAGCGUAUUGAGAAAGAAAGGAUGAGGAGGCUUAUGGCUGAGGAUGAGGAGGGCUACCGUAAACUGAUCGACCAGAAGAAGGACAAGCGUCUGGCCUACCUGCUGCAGCAAACUGAUGAGUAUGUUGCCAACCUCACCGAGCUGGUCAGAGCUCACAAGGCUGCACAGGCCCUCAAAGAAAAGAAGAAGAAGAAGAAGAAAAAGAAGAAGUUAGAGAACGCUGAGGGUCAGACUCCUGCCUUGGGCCCUGAUGGAGAGCCACUGGAUGAGACGAGUCAGAUGAGUGACCUGCCUGUAAAGGUCAUCCAUGUUGACAGUGGAAACAUCCUGACAGGGGUGGAUGCUCCUAAAGCUGGACAGCUGGAGACCUGGCUGGAGAUGAACCCUGGUUAUGAGGUGGCACCCCGCUCAGACAGUGAAGACAGUGAGGAGGAGGAAGAGGAGGAGGAGGAAGAAGAGGAGCCACAGCCUUCUGCAGCUCCAGUGGAGGAAAAGAAGAAGAUUACAGACCCUGACAGUGAAGACGUGUCAGAGGUGGACGUCCGACACAUCAUCGAAAAUGCAAAGCAGGAUGUGGAUGACGAGUACAGCGGUGCAGCCUUCGCUCGAGGGCUCCAGUCUUAUUACUCAGUGGCUCAUGCUGUCACAGAGAAAGUGGAGAAACAGUCCAGUUUGUUAAUAAAUGGACAACUCAAACAGUAUCAGAUUAAAGGGCUGGAGUGGCUUGUUUCCCUCUACAACAACAACCUGAAUGGGAUCCUGGCGGACGAGAUGGGUCUGGGAAAAACCAUCCAGACUAUCGCCCUCAUCACGUACCUCAUGGAGCACAAACGUCUCAAUGGACCCUACCUCAUCAUUGUACCCCUUUCAACUCUUUCUAACUGGGUGUAUGAGUUUGACAAAUGGGCACCGACAGUCGUCAAAGUGUCCUACAAGGGGUCUCCUGCUGCCAGAAGAGCCUUCGUUCCCCAACUACGUAGUGGAAAAUUUAAUGUUUUACUCACCACCUACGAGUACAUCAUCAAGGAUAAACAAGUACUGGCCAAGAUCCGUUGGAAGUACAUGAUCGUUGAUGAGGGCCACCGUAUGAAGAACCACCACUGUAAGCUGACCCAGGUCUUGAACACACACUACCUUGCCCCACGGCGAGUCCUCCUGACGGGGACACCGUUGCAGAACAAGCUGCCUGAGCUCUGGGCGCUGCUCAACUUCCUCCUGCCUACUAUCUUCAAGAGUUGCAGCACCUUUGAGCAGUGGUUCAACGCUCCGUUCGCCAUGACUGGAGAGAAAGUGGAUCUUAAUGAAGAGGAGACCAUCUUGAUCAUCCGUCGUCUCCACAAAGUGCUCCGCCCCUUCCUGUUACGCAGAUUAAAGAAGGAAGUGGAAGCACAGCUUCCAGAGAAGGUGGAAUAUGUGAUCAAGUGUGACAUGUCAUCUCUUCAGAGGGUGUUGUACAGACACAUGCAGGCCAAGGGGGUUCUUCUGACUGAUGGAUCAGAGAAAGACAAGAAGGGUAAAGGAGGCACGAAGACACUGAUGAACACCAUCAUGCAGCUGAGGAAGAUCUGUAACCACCCUUACAUGUUCCAGCAGAUAGAGGAAUCCUUCUCUGAACAUUUAGGAUUCUCUGGUGGGAUAGUCCAGGGGCCUGAUCUUUAUCGGGCAUCAGGAAAGUUUGAAGUGUUGGAUCGUAUCCUGCCCAAACUGAGAGCUACAAACCACAAAGUGCUGCUCUUCUGUCAGAUGACCUCACUCAUGACCAUAAUGGAGGACUACUUUGCAUACCGCAACUUCAAGUAUCUGCGUCUGGAUGGCACCACAAAGGCUGAAGACAGAGGAAUGUUACUAAAGACGUUCAAUGAUCCAGAGUCGGAGUACUUCAUCUUCCUCCUGAGCACAAGAGCUGGAGGUCUCGGCCUCAACCUGCAGUCUGCUGACACCGUGGUCAUCUUUGACUCUGACUGGAACCCACAUCAGGACCUGCAGGCUCAGGACAGAGCCCACCGUAUUGGUCAACAAAAUGAGGUGCGAGUGUUGCGUCUCUGCACAGUCAACAGUGUAGAGGAGAAAAUCCUUGCCGCUGCCAAGUACAAACUCAAUGUGGACCAAAAGGUCAUCCAGGCUGGCAUGUUUGAUCAGAAGUCUUCUAGCCAUGAGCGCAGGGCAUUCCUGCAAGCCAUCCUGGAGCACGAGGAGCAAGACGAGGAAGAGGAUGAGGUGCCAGAUGAUGAGACGGUCAACCAGAUGAUCGCCAGGAGCGAGGAGGAGUUCGACCAGUUCAUGCGUAUGGACCUGGACAGGCGGCGAGAAGAGGCCCGUAACCCGCGGCGAAAACCUCGUCUGAUGGAGGAGGAUGAGCUGCCCACUUGGAUCAUGAAGGACGACGCAGAGGUUGAGCGGCUGACCUGCGAGGAGGAGGAGGAGAAAAUGUUCGGACGAGGUUCUCGGCAGCGAAAGGAGGUGGACUACAGCGACUCACUGACUGAGAAGCAGUGGCUCAAGCAGGCGAUAGAGGAGGGAACACUGGAGGAGAUGGAGGAAGAGGUACGUCACAAAAAGACGACCCGCAAGAGGAAGAGGGACCGGGACCUGGAUCUACCUGGUCCCUCCUCUUCCUCCGGGGGACGAGGACGAGGGGACAAAGAUGACGAUGGGAAGAGGCAGAGGAAGAGGGGACGACCACCUGUGGAGAAACUUUCCCCAAAUCCUCCUGCCCUCACAAAGAAGAUGAAGAAGAUUGUGGACGCUGUCAUCAAAUACAAAGACAGCGCCAGUGGGCGUCAGCUGAGCGAGGUGUUCAUCCAGCUGCCGUCUCGAAAAGAGCUGCCAGAGUACUACGAGCUGAUCCGCAAGCCUGUGGACUUCAGGAAGAUCAAGGAGAGGAUUCGAAGUCAUCGCUACCGCAGUCUGGGUGACUUGGAGAGAGACGUCAUGCUGCUCUUCCAAAACGCUCAGACCUUCAACCUGGAGGGAUCACUGAUAUACGAAGACUCCAUCGUGCUCCAGUCGGUGUUCACCAGUUUGAGGCAGAAGAUUGAGAAGGAGGAGGAGAGUGAGGGAGAGGAUAGUGAAGAAGAGGAGGAGGAGCAGGAGGAAGGAUCAGAGUCAGAAUCUCGCUCAGUGAAAGUGAAGAUCCGUCUGGGCAGGAAGGAUAAAGGUGGAGAUCGAGGGAAGGGACGCAGCAGACGAACAGGACGCACCAGAGCCAAACCUGUUGUCAGUGAUGACGACUCUGAGGAUGAGCAAGAAGAGGAGCGCUCCCCCAGUGCCACUGAUGAAGAGUCCUGAACUGUACUGUGACAUGGAAGAAAAGGGGGCAUAAAGGGAUAUUCCACCACAUAUACAGUAAAUAAAACAUGCCUCUGUCAGCUCCAUCUAUCCUCAGUCAAAUGUCAAAGGACAAAAAUAGAAGGUUUGCAAUACUACAAUGUCACAUGGAAACUGUACAAUAUCAUAAUCAUACAUGAUAAAAUACACAAAUUAAUUAGACUAUGCACAUCACUGCAUUAAAUUGAUUCUUUUUCUCUGCUGUUGCUUAGUUGAAGGAAGUCUUAACAACAAGAAAUCAAAUGAGCUUUGUAUCAUUGUGUACAAGUUUUACUCAGUAUGUAAGCACUACUUGAAUGAGCCGGUUUAAAUGUGUAAAGACAGUGGCUUAGAAAAAGAAAACUGAUCAACAUAAAAAUCCAGCAGUUAGGGAUGCAACAAUAAUCAAUAUAACACUAUAUUGUGAUAAUCAAGAGCAAACAUGUUACACACUGGACUGCACACAGCAGAAUUUUUCCCACAUACUUCUCUUUUUAAGAAGCUGCUAGUUCUAGUAAAACAUGCUAAAGGUGUGGCACCUGAAGCAGAAUCACUACAGACUUACAGACACAGCUACCAGACACUGUGCAGUGAGGUUAUCUUUGUCACUUUGGUAUGUUUUAAUGCCAUUUGAGGAUAUUUUUUAAUCCUAUUUCAAUAUUUUUCUCAAUGAUAUAAUUCAAUGAAGGAAUUUAAACCAAGAUAAUUGUGCUAUUAAAUUUUUUAUAAUCAGCCUUUACUUACUGGGAGCCUUCCUCACCUCAACUGAGAAAACAGACUGCAAAUGCCCUGAAGCCAUGAGCAGCUGCAUAUUUCUGAAUCUAACUGCAGCAAUUACAUUGGUAAUACUCUAUCCCCGAUUUAGCAUUUGUAAGCUGUAUACAAACAUUUAAUAAAGGGUUUAUAACACAUUAUUAUGUAGUUGCACGCAGCUGUAAGGACAUUUUCAAGUGUUCAUUCAUGUACAGUAUUUGUCAGAAAAUUAUAACUUAUACUAUGAAAACAUAUUUUAUAUCAUAUUAAGUAUCGAUUUAUAAACCAACCUCCACUUAUGAGUGCAUACAGGAGGUGUUAUAGUUGUUGACAAAUACAUAAAUAAACACUUCUGCUUAUAACUGCAUUAUAGUCUAUUAUAAAACAUUUAAUAAAUGUUUAUAUAUUGUUUAUAAAUGCUAAAUAAGCGAGUUAAGAUUAAGUGUUACUAACCCAAACAAGCUUUAAGAAGAAUAAAGCUUCAAUUAGUUAAACUCUGACAUAACUGUGUUGUUGAUAAACAAGCCCAGAAUUAUCCAGGUUUUCUCAUUUUGUUUGGACAAACUGUACUAAAAACUAGUUCCUAGCUAACCUGAAGAGUUAGAACUGUUGGGAACCAGGAAGUGAAGUAAACAACAUUGAAUAUAAACAGAAAAUAUUUUCAGACAGAGCUGGGUUUUUUUUUUGUUGUUUUUCUUUCUACCCAGCUUGAAGCUAACACCUUACCCUACAUUACUUCUGGAUGUAAACAAACCUACUGCUUCACCUCUGCUUCACUGUGACGUGUCGUAACAGCCGCUUUGGAGCCACUGUGAUUACUGAGGUGUGUGCACAUCACAUAUUAGUGACCGGGGCUCACUGUUUGAGUUGGAAAUCAAGCCCGCUGUGGGCGCGGGGCGGUUUCCAGACUUCUCAGAAGCUCUUUAGCAACACAGUAAUUUGACUGAGGUUUAAUGGAGUUGAGUCCAGGUUGCUCUCCAGUAUUGUAUAUAUGGUACAACAGUAUAAAAACAAACUACUCCACCUCGCUGCUGCUUACCUGUUACACUUCCAGUAUAAGCACUUAUAACUGUUGAUUGUAGACUUAAAGAAUCAUGAGGUUGUAUUUCAUCAAUGAGUACUGUAAUUUUAAUUGCUUCUCCUUCAGUUAUUGUGUGGUGAUUUUAGGAUUUCAGAACUAUUUGAUGUACUUUUGGCACUUUUUAUGUUUUUGAUUUCAAGACAAAGGACCAGAGGGACAGUGGCUCUUCUCUGCUUGUGAAUGCCUGAUGGCUGUAUGGUGUUGGAUACGCUGUAUAGAGUUUUUUCUAGAAUAUAAUGUCCAUGCACGUGUAUACAGCUCGCGAGUUCAGUACUGUACUUUUCUCAUUAUGCUAGGUUACUAGAAUGAAGAACACAUAACCAAAGCAACAAUGUUUUCGCCACUAAGUUAUUAAGAUCUGUCUGUUGUGUUGUGUCAUUAUCGCUGGAACUUGAAACGUAACAA
Seriola dumerili (greater amberjack) is the source of this 7126-nucleotide messenger RNA. RefSeq names its product transcription activator BRG1-like (gene smarca4a). Bases 1 to 4869 code for a protein of 1622 amino acids. Gene Ontology annotation, biological process: positive regulation of transcription by RNA polymerase II. NCBI's taxonomy places the organism in Eukaryota, Metazoa, Chordata, Actinopteri, Carangiformes, Carangidae. Gene Ontology annotation, molecular function: ATP binding; transcription factor binding; ATP-dependent chromatin remodeler activity. The record is from RefSeq and is a predicted model, not a curated record. Gene Ontology annotation, cellular component: nucleus. The transcript has 34 exons.